AUGAACUGGGGAUUUACCGAGGAGCGGACCCGCCGCUCUCUUGCUGCACCAUCCAAGGUUGUGCAAGCGAAGCUCCCGGGCGCUGUUGGAGACACGGGUGCAGAGGAGGUCACGCAGACGAAUUUACGACAUCCUCGGCCUCGACCUCGGUUAAACGCUUCGUUCCUCAAGGAGUUCGUCGAUCCAAUCGGCCCGUACCCCGGUCUCGGGUCUAUCCACACCUUUGUGUCCAAGUGGCUCGAGUCUGUCGGAUCAGACCGGGGAAAACAUUGCCUGUCGGAUAGCCAUCUUCACCUUUCAAACCACGGCCCGGUUUCGAGGCGGCUCACGAGAUCGGCGCCGGAGAUGAGUUCCACACGGGGUGCGGAUGGCUUUGUAGUGCCGGCGGUGCCGGCUUCCUCCAGGUCGCGUAUAUCCCGAAUCGAUUCCGGGGACGACUUCAACCGAUCCCUGGCUUCUAGUACAGGCAACCCCCGCCAUCCACGAUACCGUGAAACCAGCCUACUACUCAAUCACAUUUAUAUCCGACACCCAGCUACACCGCUCCCGGACCUCGUUACCGGCUGCAUCGACUCAAUUCGCGCUCAGCGGGACUCCCCUGGGCUUUCGCCCGAUGAGCUGAGCCAGGCAAUAUACCAACUGGACACCCUUGAGGAAGGAUGUGACGAAGACCAGGUAGCUGGCCUACUUAAUAAUACGGCAUUUCCGAACACCACAACCGAUACAAUGUAUGGGCCUGGUACAGGCUUGACGAGCAACUCCGGCACGCUUAUAGCCCAACAUCUCGUUCCGAUUACUCCUACAAGUCCAUACCGAGUUUCACAACCCAAACCAGACAAGCUAUAUGGAUACUCGGGGCGGAUGACAGGAGCAUUUACUGAACCGCAACUACUCGCCAAAACCAUGCUCCAUCCAAAGCACCCAGAUUAUGCGACUGCUACGUCUAAGGCUCUCGAUUUUCCCUUCUUCGUAGUCGAAUUCAAAGCCGCUGGAGGUACACGAGGUGACCUCUGGGUUGCUACAAACCAGUGUGCGGGCGCUUCAGCAGCCUGCCUUAACGUUGUUAGUCAACUUAACUGGGCGCUUCAAAAGUACCAGAGCACAGAACGUAUUGACAACUUGUGCUACAGCGUAGCUGUAGAUAACAAUCUUGCCAAAUUAUAUAUCUCAUGGAAGGAAGACGAUCGGAGCUAUUACUUUCAACGGAUUGGCACGUUUCUGCUCUCACACCCAGAGGGCUUCAAGGACUUUCGUAAACAGGUACGAAACAUUCUUGAUUGGGGAAAGGGCGCGCGCCUGACGCAGAUUCGGGACGCCCUGGACAUCGUUCUUGAGGGAAACAGGAAGUGCGCUUCCGAGGCGGCGAGGUCUCGCCCCUCACCGUCUUGA
Dichotomopilus funicola is the source of this 1389-nucleotide messenger RNA. RefSeq lists its product as uncharacterized. Bases 1 to 1389 code for a protein of 462 amino acids. The transcript is spliced from 2 exons. The record is from RefSeq and is a predicted model, not a curated record. Lineage: Eukaryota; Fungi; Ascomycota; Sordariomycetes; Sordariales; Chaetomiaceae.